Messenger RNA from Haplochromis burtoni (Burton's mouthbrooder), 1512 nucleotides. RefSeq names its product neuraminidase 1 (gene neu1). The record is from RefSeq and is a predicted model, not a curated record. Gene Ontology annotation, biological process: oligosaccharide catabolic process; ganglioside catabolic process. The transcript has 6 exons. Gene Ontology annotation, molecular function: exo-alpha-sialidase activity. Gene Ontology annotation, cellular component: membrane; lysosome; cytoplasm. NCBI's taxonomy places the organism in Eukaryota, Metazoa, Chordata, Actinopteri, Cichliformes, Cichlidae. The coding region runs from base 189 to 1352 and encodes 387 amino acids.
UGACUCCCACCUUGGGUCAUAUGACUCACAGGGGCAGGCCUUUCGGUAUAUGAAGUAGAGGAGAGAAUUUUAUCCCUACUACUCUUUUUGUUUCUGUUUUUGCGGACUUAUUUCGACACUUUCUUUCCUCACUCGCUUCUUUGUGUCUGCCGGAGUGAAGAAGAAGAAGAAGUUACGAAAGAGCCAACAUGGCAGCAGGAAGCCGGCUCGCUGCUCUUUGGCUACAGCUCUUUGUUGUGGUGUCUUGCUGUAUUUGUAACGUCAGCCCUCAGCAGAUCGACCCCCUGGUGUUUGAGGAGCAGCUGCUGUGGGUGAGCGGAGCCCAGGGUCAGGUGAACACUUACAGGAUCCCACUGCUCACCUUCACCCCCAAAGGAAGCCUGCUGGCGUUUGCAGAAGCCAGGAAGUCUUCUUCUUCUGACAUUGGAGCGAAGUUCAUUGCAAUGCGGCGCUCCACAGACAAAGGAGGCACCUGGUCCCCGACCACCUUUAUUAUCGAUGACGGGGCGGCACCGGAUGGCAUAAACCUGGGCUCUGUUGUGGUGGACGAGGAAGUGGGCUCAGUGAUUCUGAUCUACUCAGUGUGCUUCCACCACUACCACUGUAGCCCGGCCAGCAUCAUGAUGGUGGAGAGCCGGGAUGACGGCCUCAGCUGGACCCCGCCCAGAAACCUCUCGGUUACGCUCGGCGUGAAGAGCUUCGCUCCCGGGCCGGGCCUCGGCCUCCAGAAGCGCUUCAAUCCUGCAAAGGGGAGGUUGGUGGUUUGCGGUCAUGGGACACUGGAGGGCGACGGUGUUUUCUGCAUCCUGAGCGACGACCACGGACAAACCUGGUACAACGGUGCAGCACUGAAAAGCAUCCCCUACAACCAGAAGAAAAAAGCGCAGGACUUCAACCCUGAUGAGUGCCAGCCAAUUGAGUUGACUGACGGGACCAUCGCCAUCAACGUCCGGAACCAGAACAACUACCACUGCCGGUGCCGCAUUGUGGUGCACAGCUAUGAUGGAGGGUUGACCCUGCCCUUAGAAGGCCUGAUUUUUGACGAGGCACUGGUGGAUCCUGUAGUGGCAGCCGGAGCUCUGCAAAAAGAGGGCGUGAUCUACUUCACCAACCCCUCCAAUGAGCAAAAGAGAGUGAAUCUAACCCUGAAAUGGUCGCUGACAAACGGCAUGUCUUGGGAGAACAAAGCUGUCCAGAUAUGGGCGGGUCCGAGCGGCUACUCCAGUAUGACAUCACUGGACAGCGGCUCUGUAGAAGACCGCAAGUACAUCUUUGUCAUCUACGAGAAGGGCCAGAAAGACUAUUUCGAGACUGUCUCGUUCACCAAGAUCCACCUGUAUGGUGGUCGUUAAGAGCACACGAGGACGUAGGUAGAGCAAAGUCAGACAUGAACUAUGGUGCAAACUAAACAUAAAUAACUUAUCUGUUUUGUCUCAGAUUUAAACACUUAAGGGAAAAAAGAAAACCGGAAGAGUUUUUUUUUUUUUUUUAAUCCAUCAGCUUUCUCAGGAA